This is a messenger RNA of Neltuma alba, 2269 nucleotides long. Its product is annotated as zinc finger protein ZAT9-like. NCBI's taxonomy places the organism in Eukaryota, Viridiplantae, Streptophyta, Magnoliopsida, Fabales, Fabaceae. The coding region runs from base 426 to 1949 and encodes 507 amino acids. The transcript is spliced from 2 exons. The record is from RefSeq and is a predicted model, not a curated record.
UCACUAGUGAGAGACAGAGAAACAAACGCUCGCUCACUCAUCGAUCACUCUCAUUUCUUUCUUUCGUUCUUUUUCGUCUUUUUUUUUUUGUUAUUCUUUUUCUCGUUCGCUUGUUCAUCGCCAUCAUUAGCAACAAAGAUCUUGCUUGCUUCCAAUCGUCCCGAAUUUUAGUGAAAUUUUCGAGAUUGGUUUGGUCUUUUCUCGCGGAAUUCGGGGAUUCGCAUCGAUAAUCUGAUCUGGGUUUUGCUGAUUUUUUCUUCCUGAUGUUCUGUUUCGUCGCCAUUUGGGUUGUUAUCUUGCGUGUGAUGGGAUCGAUGAUUUCAGCAUUCUUGGAUGUUCUUUGAUCGGCGUCCAAGUUGGUAACCGUUUUUCUUAGCUGAUCUGUGUGCUUUUAAUUGUUCAUUGAAUUAAUUGCUGUGAGUCAGAUGGAAGAAGAAGGUCGAGGAGUGAUGAAACAUGUGUGUAAGUUCUGCAGCAAGAGCUUCCCUUGUGGUAGAUCUUUAGGAGGUCACAUGAGGUCACACAUCACCAAUGUUUCAGCUGAAGCAGAGGAGAAACUCGCGACGACGAAGAAGAUUCAAUCUGUCAUCAAUGACGGAGCUGGAAGCAGUAAGGUUGGAGAGUACGAUCUCAGAGAGAAUCCCAAAAAGACUUGGAGAUUCGCUGAUUCAAGAAGCGGGGAAGCACCACUAGUCACUGAGGACAAAUUCUGCAAAGAGUGUGGUAAAGCGUUUCCCUCUUGGAAAGCUCUUUUUGGUCACAUGAAAUGCCAUUCUGAGAAAGCUUCCAUUAACAACAAUAACAACUUGGAGAAUCAAGCUUCUGCUAGCCAGAAAGUCGUCACAGACAGCCAAUCAGACAACGAAGGCACUGGCAAUCCGCACCGAAGAAGAAGAUCCAAGAGAAGAACGAGGUUCGUGACCACUGCUUCCACUUCGUCUCUGUCUUUUGCAAAUCCUUCGUCCUCUGUUUCUGAGGCUGAACAAGAGCAAGAAGAGGUUGCUAUGAGCUUGAUGAUGCUAAGUAGGGACGUGGGUCAUUGGGGUGGUUUGAAUUCUGUUGUUGAGUCCUCUGAUAACAAUUCUGCAUAUUUCGAAGCUCGGUCUUAUGUGGUUCGAACUAAUCUCAGUAGCAAAAUUGAAGCGGGCAAAGUAAAACUGACUAUUGGCAGUAACUCUGAAUCUGCGAACUUGAACUCGAAAGGGAAGAAACCAGAGAGUUUAGCAACUGGGUCUGCGUUGAAUGGGUUCAAAGCGAUCAAAGCAACAGUUUCCAUUAAUGGGUUGGUCAAGAAUUGUAAAGAAAAGAAGCAUGAGCUUGAUAACCAGUCGACAUUGGAGGAUUCUGAAGACGAACUGUGGAAGAGCGAGGUCAAUGGAACAGAACUAGAUUCAGCAGUAAAGAGGAGGUUCUCAGAUUCUGAGAUGAAGUCAAAUUGCAAGAAAGGGAAGUUCAAGUGUACUACUUGCAACAAGAUCUUCCCUUCGUACCAAGCUCUGGGGGGCCACAGAUCUAGUCAUAAGAAGCUGAAAGGCUGCUCUGCUUCAAGAAACGAGAGCAGCGAAAACAGCAUAGAAACAGACCUCAACAAUGGGUAUGUCAUCGAAAAGCAAGAACUUAUUGGCUCUGUUAAUUUUGAGAAUGAGGAAGAGAUAAUUACAGAACCCAAGAAGAACAAAGUACACGAGUGUCCAAUUUGCCUCAAGGUUUUUCCAUCCGGCCAAGCUUUGGGUGGUCACAAAAGAUCUCAUUUCGCAGCUGAAGGGUCACUAGUACUUGAGAAACCAGUUCAGGAAAUCAGAGACUUUCUUGAUCUUAAUCUUCCAGCUUCUGCAGAAGAAGAAAGCAACAGUCAAGUGGAGAAUUACCCCCCAUGGUGGGUGGUACAAGGCCAUCAUCAUCAUCACCACCCCAAGCAAGAAGCACUGGUUGGCCUCCUAUCUAACUGAUGAUAAAGUCAUUUCAGAUUCCCAAAAGCUGUAUAGAACAAGUUCCUGCAUUUAUUUCAUUAAUUCUUUCGAGGUACUUCUUCUCAUCCGAUAUUUUUCAUCAUCAGUCAGUUCAUAAAAGGACGAUGAACCCGCAGUUUUUUUCACUUUGCCGAUUUUUUUUUUUUUGGUUGGUAAUGGAAUUACUAUGAUAUCCUGUGCUGUGUCCAUGGAAUAAGUCUCAUUGGAACAGACUGAGCAUUAUACAUUUCUGUCUUCACAUGUACCUUUUUCCCCCCCUAUCUGUAUGAAAUUCCAAAAGUGACAUGGUUGAGAGGUAA